AUGAGUAGAGAAUUAGAUACUAUAGAAAAAUUCAACGUUUGUAGAAACUGUAAUGAUGUUUACUCUAACUUCGCUGUUACUGGACAUUAUAACGUUCCAAUCACUAAAGAAUUACUUUCUCAGGGGUUAAAAACUUUGAUCGAAGAAUUCCCAGUUUUCCAAAAUGCUGUCAAAAGAUUCGGCGGGGAUGACAUUAAAGACGGUUAUGGUAACUACAGAAUGGUCAAGUUAGAGGAAAUCUUGUUCGAUACGGUUGCUACUAUUUCAAACAAGCCAUUUGAUGAGUCACAGUUAGAAGAAAUCAAUAAGAUUAAAUGUGAAUCCGAUGCUAAUAAACCAACUUGGAGAGUUAUUUUAUUCACCAACAACUAUUUGACUUUUCUUUGUGAUCAUUCGUUAUUUGAUGGAGAAAGUGGUAGGAACUUCCACAUAGAAAUGUGUAGAAUCUUCAACACUUUGUCUAAUGUCAAGUUUGUUAACAAAUUAUAUUCCUUCAAUGAUAGUGAAAUUGCCUUACCAAGCACAAAGAAAUAUAAUAUCUAUCAGUAUAGUUAUUGGGACGUUGUGAAGUUCCUUUUCUGGGAUAACUUGCCAAAUAGGUUGAAAGAGUUCUACAACCAAACAUUUAUUGAGUAUUAUCCUAAUAUCUACCAGUACCCCAGGUUUGUCUCCUUCCAUAAAAAGACUGAAAAAACCAAUUUCAAGACCAUCAAAAUAGAUGGCCAACAAAUGACUGAAUUAACCAAUAUCCUUAAAUUCAAUAAUGUCUCCAUGACAGCUUUCUUGAAUGUUUAUUUGAACUACUGUUUACAAAAUACCGUUUUAGCGAAACAUAGUUCUCAAUUAUUAUCUACUGUUUCGGCUAUUCCAAUGUCAGGUAGAAGAUAUUACCCUCAAUCUGAUGACUUGAAAUUCCGUUACAUGGUCACUGCAGCUAAUCUUUAUUCUGAACCCAUCACUAAAAUGGAAACUAACUGGUUCCCGAUUAUGAAGAGUAUCAACUCGCAACUUCAAAAAGAGAUCAAAUCCCAAGAAAGAUUCCGUGCUUUUGGAUUAUUAGAGUUGGUCAAUGUUUAUGACUUCAUGAAACCUAAGGAUCAAGCCAAGGUUGAACUGUUGUUUGAAAUCUCCAAUUUAGGAUUUUCCAAAAUUCAAUCUGAAAAAUGGCAAGUAGAUGACUUACUUUUCAGUCAAACUACUGGAGUAUCCAGUCCUUUCGUUUUCAGUGUUUCAUCUACUGUUAAUGGUGCAAACAUUGUCUUGGGAUAUCUUGAUGAAUAUAAAGAUUAUCCAAUCGACCAAUUCAUUGAAUUCUUCAAUGACCAUUUAGAUGUAUUCAUUAGUUCCAAUGCCCUUCCGCAUUGA
This is a messenger RNA of Yamadazyma jaroonii, 1365 nucleotides long. NCBI's taxonomy places the organism in Eukaryota, Fungi, Ascomycota, Pichiomycetes, Serinales, Debaryomycetaceae. The record is from the annotation of a GenBank genome assembly.